UUCUCCUCCGCCACAGAUUCCGCUGUGCCGCUUUUAGGUUCAGGUUCUAUUGAAGGAUUAUUAUGCCUGUAGCCAGUAGGAUGGGUCUUACCUGUUGUGUUCUUCUGGCUUAUUUUGGUAUGAGCCGCGACGCGAUAUGCUCUAGGGGUUUCGAAGCAAGUGUAACCGGAGAAAACGCGCGGAAGGACAGGAAGAGAGGUCUGUCAACAUAACUAGCUACAGAAAUUUUAGGAGGCCUGCCCCCUCAUCCAAGCUCUAACGGAAUCUCGCCUUCGGCAGUGACUCACGAAGUAGUCGAGUUUUCAAGGCUGACAAAUAUGGGUUGUAUUGCUCUGUGAUUGAAAAAACGUCGAGUUUCCUCUGAUCUGUCUGCAGUCGGUCGAGAUGAGGGGGAAUUCUGUGCGUCUGUUGCUGGCUGUGCUGCUCCUGGCCGUGUCAGUUUCGGAAUGCGUCGAGAUAGUUGUGGGCGGCACAAAGGGGUGGACCACUGGGUUUGAUUACGAUGCCUGGGCUGCAAGCCAGAAUUUUCGACCACGAGUUGGGGAUUCUCUCGUUUUUCUUAACCCUGACUCGGAGUACCACACCGUCAGCCUCCUCGACUCCCUCGAUGCUUACCAAAGGUGUACCUUGGGAGGAAUACAACCUAAUGCUACCCACCCUGCAAGACCGGGGGAAAAUUACACGAUGAUAAUCCCAGAAUCCCUGUCAGGCAAAAUGCUCUAUGCUGUCUGCACUGUCUCGGGUCAUUGCUUGGAGGGUCAGAAGAUUUCGGCCACCGUACUACCUGCUGCCGUAGGAAUCCCUCUGUCAUCCCCACCGGCGUCACCGCCGGAAUUGAGUGACGCCGACAUGAAUCAAUACAUUUGCUGGACUACGGCCAUUCUGCUCAUCGUCGCUUGCUUCUGGAAUUCUGGCUGAGUGCAGCCGCGCCCACAGAACUUUCUCCAUUCCAUCAACUUGGUGAGUAAGUUUUACUCCCGGACUUCACGUGCAUUUGGAGAACAGUCCUCUAAACAUGAUUAUUUGUUGGAGGCAUUGAGGCUAUACAUGCAAGGAGCCGAAUCACCCCGACAAUGAUUUGGCGAGUGAGCCACUGAGAGACUGUUCUUGAUUUUUUUUCCCACUAUUUUUACACCCAAUAAACGCUCUUUGCGUGCCAAGGUCCUGCAGAUAAACAUGUGAAGUAGUCUCAUAAAAAGCUUAGACGCGGCCUUUGAGAGAUGAGCAGGCUUGUUUUUUUUAGGAAUCACGAAUUUGUUUACCAGCAAAGAGAUUAUGGGGACGUUACCCUUAACACAACACACUGUAAUGCUAACAUUCUCCAUUGAUUUGGAAUGGUUUCGGCCAUCACAUUCUUCAGCA
Molecule: messenger RNA, 1362 nt
Organism: Physcomitrium patens
Lineage: Eukaryota; Viridiplantae; Streptophyta; Bryopsida; Funariales; Funariaceae
Product: mavicyanin
Cellular component (GO): plasma membrane
Molecular function (GO): electron transfer activity
Source: RefSeq, a predicted model, not a curated record